Papilio polytes (common Mormon) is the source of this 1126-nucleotide messenger RNA. RefSeq lists its product as uncharacterized. Lineage: Eukaryota; Metazoa; Arthropoda; Insecta; Lepidoptera; Papilionidae. The record is from RefSeq and is a predicted model, not a curated record. The coding region runs from base 64 to 531 and encodes 155 amino acids. The transcript has 4 exons.
AAGAGUCGCUCAUUUGGCAGUCGUCCGCCGCCGCUCGUAGACAUGAAAACUCACACCUGAACAAUGGAGACAGAGACGAUAAUAAUAGUGAGCGUGUUCGGCGGCGCGUGGCUGCUGAUGUUGCUGCUAGUUAUCGUGCUGUUCGUUCAGGUCGCCAUUCUGCGCAAGAGGCUGGCUGACGUGCAGGCCACCGGCCGACUCAGGGUCCAAAAGCUGAAGAUGAACCCCGACAAGAAUUACGCAUUCAAUAACCCGUCUCUGGUGCCAGACGAGGAGCUGACGAGACGCGGGUACUCCAUGUACGUGGGCGCUGAAGAUGACAUUGAAAGCGGCCGUCCCGCGGAGCGGCAGACGGGCGGGCAGUUCGUAGAGGAACUGACGCGCGAACUCGACCACAGACAGCAGCGGCGAGCCAACGCGCCGCCCUUCCUGCCGCCGCACGGCGCGCUCGCCGCCCGCGCCCCCGCCGCCCUCGCCGCGCCCCGCCCGCCCGCCAAGCAGAGCCACACCAACCCUAAUUUUAUAUACUAAAACUGACUAAACUCCGGCCAGGGAUAAAGGCUAUUCCGUCUUUCUGCCACAUCUAGAAUCGUUAAAAAGUCGCUAAAAAAAAUUUAAUAUGAGAAAUUUUAAAAGCGUCAGAUAAAUUAUACGAUUCUGCUGGCAGUUAGUCUACUUUUUAAUUUUGAUCUUAAUAGUUUCUGGUAUUAAUUACAAAAAGGACAUGUUAUGGAUCUAGUUUAUCCUGAAUUUGUAAACUUUAUGGUACGUAAACUUUGACGUCAUAGAGUAUGUACCAUAGAUAAAAUAAAGUUUUAAAUUAUCUAAGAUUUGAACACUGAGGACGCAUAAUAGUGUUCAUUUACUAGAUAAUAAUCACAUAAAAUUAAAUUUAUGAUAAACUAGUCUGUAUUUUUAAUAAUAAAAUUAGGGUCGGUCACAAUUAAUCAUUAAAAUUGUGAAAAAACAAUAGCGAGGGCCCAGAAUAUAAAGCCAAAAGGCGAGAGUGAUAAUGCAACCAAAUGUUUUUUCUUAAUUUUCAUUUAGUAAAAUUAUGACGAAAACAAUUAGCUUUAAGUUGCAUUUGUAUAAGUUUGUGUUAUUUAUUAAAUGUAAUAGUUAAGUA